AUGGAAGCAGGAAACCACACAGAAGUAUCAGAAUUCCUCCUCAUGGGUCUCUCAGAGGAUCCAGAAUUGCAGCCCUUGCUCUUUGGGGUGUUCUUGUCUAUGUACCUGGUCACUGUGCUCGGGAACCUGCUCAUCAUCCUGACUAUCAGCUAUGACUCUCACCUCUACACCCUCAUGUACUUCUUCCUUUCAAACCUGUCCUUUGUUGACAUCUGCUUCAUCUCCACCACUAUCCCAAAGAUGCUAAUGAAUAUCCAGACACAGAGCAAAGAUAUCUCCUACAUAGGAUGUCUCAGUCAGGUGUAUUUUUUUAUGGUUUUUGCUGGAAUGGAUAGUUUCCUCCUGACUGUGAUGGCCUAUGACCGGUUUGUGGCCAUCUGCCACCCCCUGCACUACGUGGUCAUCAUGAACCCACGACUCUGCUGCAUCUUGGUUCUGAUGUUUUGGUCGGUCAUUUUUUCUGUCUCCCUGUUUCAUAUUCUACUGAUGGUGCAGCUGACCUUCUGCAUAGGCACUGAAAUUCCACAUUUCUUCUGUGAACUGGCUCAGGUUCUCAAGGUGGCCUGCUCUGACACCCUCAUCAAUAACAUUUCCUUGUAUGUGGCCACUGCUCUGCUGCUUGUGUUUCCUCUCACUGGGAUUCUCUUUUCUUACUCUCAGAUUGUCUCCUCCUUAAUGAGGGUGGGCACCUCUGAGAGCAAGUAUAAAGCAUUUUCCACCUGUGGCUCUCACCUCUCUGUGAUCUCCUUGUUCUAUGGGACAGGUGUGGGAGUCUACCUCAGUUCUGCUGUGACCCAUUCUUCCCAGAGAAGCUCAAUUGCCUCAGUGAUGUACACCGUGGUCACCCCCAUGCUGAACCCCUUCAUCUACAGCCUGAGGAACAAGGAUGUGAAAGGGGCCCUGGGAAGGCUACUCAGGCGAACAGCCUCCUGUCUGUGA
Equus quagga is the source of this 939-nucleotide messenger RNA. Its product is annotated as olfactory receptor 7D4-like. NCBI's taxonomy places the organism in Eukaryota, Metazoa, Chordata, Mammalia, Perissodactyla, Equidae. The record is from RefSeq and is a predicted model, not a curated record. Gene Ontology annotation, molecular function: olfactory receptor activity; G protein-coupled receptor activity. The coding region runs from base 1 to 939 and encodes 312 amino acids. Gene Ontology annotation, cellular component: membrane. The transcript has 2 exons. Gene Ontology annotation, biological process: G protein-coupled receptor signaling pathway.